Messenger RNA from Plectropomus leopardus (leopard coralgrouper), 2849 nucleotides. Its product is annotated as protein yippee-like 5. NCBI's taxonomy places the organism in Eukaryota, Metazoa, Chordata, Actinopteri, Perciformes, Serranidae. The record is from RefSeq and is a predicted model, not a curated record.
AGGAACAGCUGAAAAAGAACAACAAAGCAGCGACGACGACGACGGUAAAAACAACAGAUGUGCGUCUAAAAUAUACUUAAAACAUCGGUGACAUUAUCGCUGACGGGGACAUCUUGAGCCACCGAAACAAAUUUGAAAAGGCUCUUAUUUUAGCCUUAGUUGAGUCACUCCCAGAGAUUUGACAAUGGGACGCAUCUUCUUGGACCACAUUGGUGGAACUCGGCUCUUCUCCUGUGCCAACUGUGACACCAUCCUGACCAACAGAUCUGAGCUCAUAUCGACACGCUUCACAGGAGCCACAGGCAGAGCUUUCCUUUUCAACAAGGUGGUGAACCUGCAGUACAGCGAGGUGCAGGACAGAGUGAUGCUUACUGGCAGACACAUGGUGAGAGACGUCAGCUGCAAGAACUGCAACAGCAAGCUGGGCUGGAUCUAUGAGUUUGCCACUGAGGACAGUCAGCGCUACAAAGAGGGACGUGUCAUCCUGGAGCGAGCGCUAGUCAGAGAGAGUGAGGGCUUUGAGGAGCACGUCCCCUCAGACAACUCAUGAGUCCCUAACCUUGGAUUAUCCCCCUACCCCUCUCCUUUGUCCCCUCGCCUCUGCGCCACGCAUCACCACCUGCAGACUUAGUGGCCAGUGAAGUUUCGGCUUCACCCCGUCACAACCCUUCCCCGUCUCCGGCCUUUUAGACCUCUGCUGAUUAGAAGAUUGGUUUGCUGGCUCCACACUUGCUGAACAGGCUUUCCUAAAAUACUUGUGUCACAGGGCACCACCCUUAAAACAGCUCGGAACACACAUAGGGAGUUAUAACUUCACUUGUCCAAGUGUUCAUGCACGGUUACAUCAAAUUUCCACCACCUCAGAAGGCAUGCUCCACAUUUCUUUAAUGGUAACCAAAACACAUGCAUGAUAAAGACAUGGUCAGUUACACACACAAAAACAUCACCUAGUUGUUUUGUUUAUUUAGAUAACUGAAGGCAGGAGAGCUGAGCGUGUUCAGCAUCCAGACCGGGGCGAGGCAGCCAGCCCGCUCUGCACAGCGAUGUUAAAUGAACCGAUGGACGUGUCACUGUACAUAUUGCUUCUGUGAGGCUUCUGUGUUGUGACUUUUUGUCUCAGUGUAUUUGUCACCCGUGUGCACUGAAUGCCAUCAAGACCAUGAUAGUUGUUUAUUCUAUAUCAGUUACCUUUUAUUAGCCGGUAGUGUAAUGAAUGUAAUAGUGUUUAAAAUCUAUGUUCACGUAAAAGUGAUACCGAAAAGACCGCACAGAUUGAUGUCAUAUUUAAGUAUUCAUUGGAGUGUUUGACCAUGAUAGGCGUUUUUCUUGCUGAUUUGAUGAGCAUUUAUUUUGGUUAUUCUUGAAAUGUACACAAAGUGGCUUUAAGUGUCUCCAUUAUUGCAGUUCAUAGUGUGGACAUGACGUACACUUAUAUUCUAUCACUCUCCAUCUGUUACCAUGGAUUCUGUGCGUGUGUGGUGUACCGUGUGAAGAGAAACGUGUCACUUGGGUGACUUAUGAGGAGCGUGUACCUUCCAGCCAUGUGUCUUCAGUGUGACGGGGAGGGGGAAUAUGUCUGAGGUGUGAUGGAGACAUUCUCUGGCUGCCUGCCGGUUUAAGGACAGGAUCAUGAGAGGAUGGGUCAUGCAAGUGUUUGAAAGUAGCCAACACUGGGAGACAAUGUGAGGCAAGUUUAAAGACGACUUCUGGAGAAAUAACCAACAGAAGUUACUCUCUUUUCAUUUAAUACAUUACAAUGUUGGAAACGACACUAAAAAUAUGUUUAAAUCAAGCCUGAGUUUGACUGUAAUCUGUUUAUUUUAACAGUUGACCCCAGCUGCUGUCUCCGAGUGUUUAAAGGUUCAGUAGGAAAUUUUUAGAAAAAUAACUUCUCGUGUUUGAUGAAACAGCCACUAUAUCCUGACAGUAGUACAUGUGAUAGCUAAUCUUAUGACAAAGACAAGUAAACUUCAAAAAACUAAGGCCAGAAAUUUAGCCUUAACUUCUGCUUCCACAGAUGAGACUGACUCCUUGUAAAUGUCAGUCAGAGGAACAUGAUUUUUUACACAGAUUAUGCAUCUCUUGUAUUUCUGUCAGCAAUAGUUUCAGCAAAUAUGACAAAAAAAAAUUUCAUAAUGUUUCCUAUUGUAACUUUUAACUACUCUCAGUCUAGUGACCCAUCCUCUUUUUGUAAUCCUCGGCUUUUUGGUCACAAGAUGACUUGUUUGUUACAACACAAAACCGACGCUAGCUUUAAUGGAGUUCUAGUCUUUAAAGUUGAGCCUUUGUCCUCUGACUAUGCCAGAGCCUGCAUUUUAUAUUGCCAGCAUCCUGUAAAUCAAUCAAAAUGUCAAACUGUUUAAAAAAAUCUUAAUCUCCAUGACAUUUGGGGUUAUUUUUGGAGUGGGUUUCAGCACAGCAUCAUGCCCUGGUGUAACAUUGUGCCAUUUAAGAGCGUGCAUGCCUGCAGGCGUUACCAGAAUGGUCCAGCCCCCACUAGCGACACUGUUAAUGUUUUUGCCCGCCUUUAAAAGGUCAUGCAAGGCAGUGUCUCUACAAAAUAAAUUUAAAAAAGAACAGGACAGUGACACCAUUUAUAUCCCCAAUUUAGUGCAGUGUACAGUCAAUGGCCGUGACAGAAUAUUAUCAUUUUGUUGUUCACUUUUACCAUUUUAUUGAUAGGACGUUGUUUUUAUUUGCUUUACUCUAUAUGGUUAUUAUUUUAUUGACUUAUACAUUUAUCUUACUGUAUAUUUUCUCUAUUGGAGGUUUGGAAAAAAAAAGUUUUCUUCUAUGGCUAUAGUUUUCUCUGAUGUGAUUUCUAAAUAAAUGUAGUCUUGCUGGGUUCA